Molecule: messenger RNA, 2984 nt
Organism: Arachis duranensis
Lineage: Eukaryota; Viridiplantae; Streptophyta; Magnoliopsida; Fabales; Fabaceae
Product: sucrose synthase 7-like
Exons: 15
Coding region: 89-2818 (909 amino acids)
Biological process (GO): sucrose metabolic process
Molecular function (GO): sucrose synthase activity
Source: RefSeq, a predicted model, not a curated record
GUGAGGAAGUUUCUAAUUCAUUGAACUUGAUUAGUUGUUCGUUUGUGUUUUACUCUUUGGUUCAAAGUUAUUGCAAGUUUUUACUAGAAUGGAUUCUAGCUCGGGCCCUGUGUUGAAGAGGGCAGACACUAUUGCUGAUAGCAUGCCUGAUGCAUUGAGGCAGAGCCGCUUUCACAUGAAGAAAUGCUUUGCAAGGUUUGUUGCAAGAGGGAAAAGGUUAUUGAAACACCAACAAAUAAUGGAAGAUUUGGAGAAAGCAGUUGAAGACAGAGGUGAGAGGAACAAGCUUCUAGAGGGCUUGUUAGGUUACAUCCUCAGCUCCACUCAGGAAGCUGCUGUUGUUCCUCCUUAUGUUGCUUUCGCAGUCCGGCCGAAUCCAGGGUUCUGGGAAUUUGUUAAAGUGACUGCAGAUGAUUUGCAAGUGGAAGGUAUUGAGGCCACAGAUUACUUGAAAUACAAGGAAAUGAUAUUUGAUGAGAAUUGGGCAAGUGAUGAAAAUUCAUUGGAGAUAGAUUUUGGGGCUAUAGAUUUCACUACGCCACGCAUGGCGCUUUCUUCUUCGAUUGGCAACGGACUAAACUUCACCACGAAGAUCUUGAGCUCAAGGUUGAAUGAGAGGUCCCAAAGUUCAAAUGCAUUGCUUGAUUACUUGUUAAGCCUUAAUCAUCAAGGAGAGAACCUUAUGAUUAAUGACAAAUUGAAUAAUUUGACAAAGCUUCAAACAGCACUGAAAGUGGCUGAAACAUAUGUUUCUGCUCUCCUCAAAGAUACACCUUACCAGAGAUUUGAAGAAAGGUUCAGAGAGUGGGGAUUUGAUAAGGGGUGGGGGAACACUGCAGGGAGGGUUAAAGAGACAACGAGAAUGCUUUCGGAGGUUCUAGAAGCUGCAGAUCCAUUGAAGUUGGAAUCACUUUUCAGCAGGCUUCCAAAUAUGUUCAACAUUGUUAUUUUCUCCAUUCAUGGCUACUUUGGACAAGCAGAUGUUCUUGGAUUGCCGGAUACCGGAGGCCAGGUAGUUUAUAUUCUUGAUCAAGUAAGGGCCUUAGAAGAAGAGUUACUGCAAAAGAUUAAGCUACAAGGCCUUAGUGUGAAACCACAGAUUCUUGUGGUUACAAGGCUCAUACCAGAUGCUAAAGGGACCAAAUGUAACCAGGAACUGGAACCUAUCAUCAACACUAAGCACUCUCACAUUCUUAGGGUCCCCUUUUGGACGGAGAAGGGGAUCCUCCGGCAAUGGGUGUCGCGCUUCGAUAUCUACCCUUACUUAGAAAGAUUUGCGCAGGAUGCUACUAUCAAGAUUCUUGAUCACUUGGAAGGAAAGCCUGACCUCAUCAUUGGAAAUUACACUGAUGGAAACUUGGUCUCAUCCUUAAUGGCUAAUAAACUUGGAGUAACACAGGCAACCAUUGCUCAUGCUUUGGAAAAGACCAAAUAUGAAGAUUCAGAUGUCAAAUGGAAUGAAUUUGAUGAGAAGUACCACUUUACAAGUCAAUUCACUGCUGACAUGAUCUCAAUGAAUUCAGCUGAUUUCAUCAUAACUAGCACAUACCAAGAGAUUGCUGGAAGCACGAAUAAGCCGGGACAGUAUGAAGCUCACACUGCAUUUACCAUGCCGGGGCUAUGUCGUGUCGUGUCUGGCAUCAGUGUCUUUGAUCCAAAGUUCAACAUUGCCGCCCCUGGCGCUGAUCAAUCAGUGUACUUCCCUUUUACAGAAAAACAACAGCGAUUGAUCGAAUUUCAUCCAGCUAUCGAGGAACUACUUUAUAGUAAGGAUUACAAUGAAGAACACAUAGGAUAUUUGGAGGACAAAAAGAAACCGAUCAUAUUCUCGAUGGCUCGGCUGGACAAAGUGAAGAAUCUCAGUGGCCUAGUGGAGUGGUAUGCAAAGAAUAAGAGGCUGCGAAGUUUGGUGAACCUUGUGAUUGUUGGAGGGUUCUUCAAUCCAGGCAAAUCAAAAGACAGAGAGGAAAUCUCAGAGAUCAAGAAGAUGCAUUCCUUGAUAGAAGAAUACAAACUCAAGGGCCAGUUCAGGUGGAUUGCAGCGCAAACAGAUCGCUACCGAAACAGCGAGCUGUAUCGCUGCAUUGCAGAUACAAAGGGAGCUUUUGUGCAGCCAGCAAUGUAUGAGGCUUUUGGUCUCACAGUGAUUGAGGCUAUGAACUGUGGAUUACCAACUUUUGCUACAAAUCAAGGAGGCCCUGCAGAGAUUAUAGUUGAUGGAGUCUCAGGAUUUCAUAUUGAUCCUUACAAUGGAGAUGAAUCAAGCAACAAGAUUGCUGAUUUCUUUGAAAUCUGCAAGACUGAUCCUGAACACUGGAACACAAUCUCCAAAGCCGGUCUUCAACGCAUCAAUGAAUGCUACACAUGGAAGAUAUAUGCAAAGAAAAUCUUGAACAUGGGAUCAAUCUAUGGGAUCUGGAGAAGGCUAAAUAAGGAACAAAAGUUGGCAAAGGAAAGAUACAUCCACAUGCUCUAUAAUCUCCAAUUCAGGAACUUGGCAAGGAAAGUUCCCAUUCCUGGUGAGGCAUCCUUUGAUCCUGCACCAAUGGCAACAACUGUAGGAAAAAAAUCUGCACCAGAAGGAGCAUCACCUAAGAUCUUGAAGCCUGAUGUUGCAGCAGCACCAACUUCCAAGAUUGAACCUCAGAUUCCAAGGGAUGAGGGUAAGGAAGUAAUUUCCCCUCAAGAGAGUAGCAUUUUAGGGACAAGGAAUCGCUUAAGUUGGUGGAUUGGCAUGAUUGGAUCUUUGUUCAUCCUUCAUUACUUCUUACAGAAUUUGGAUCGUAUAUUCACAUGGAAUAACAACAAUCACAUGUAAAUUUAGUUCAUUCGUUCUAGUUUUAACUCAAACACUAAUGAGUUUACCUUUCUGUAGUUUCAGUAAUCUUAUAAAAUAAAUUGUACCAAUAAGAGAAAGUUCGAAAGUGGCUUGUCAAUUAUUCCAAAACAUUAAUUAAUAAAAAGCUCUCGUCGACAUGGAUUCA